Sphaerodactylus townsendi is the source of this 1514-nucleotide messenger RNA. Its product is annotated as uroplakin-3b-like. The coding region runs from base 1 to 678 and encodes 225 amino acids. NCBI's taxonomy places the organism in Eukaryota, Metazoa, Chordata, Lepidosauria, Squamata, Sphaerodactylidae. The record is from RefSeq and is a predicted model, not a curated record. The transcript is spliced from 5 exons.
AUGACGAGGCCCAGCAGAGUGAGUGAAGCUCUUGCAGGUAAUGUAGCAGUCCGCAGUUUCUUCUCGUUCCCCCUUCUCCCAGCCACCAGCAGCUUCCAAAACCCGAUAGAUCCAGAGCAGAUCCCACCGUAUGAAAACCUGUUUAGCAAAUAUGCCUAUAUGACAAUGAAAUCAUCCAUCUCCCACUACCCCUGCCGAAGAGACAAAUCAGGGAGCGUCCUCCGGGUUGGCAAUGAAUCGACCUGCAAGAAUGACAACAGCCUGACCCCCUGCAAUGGACCGCUGCCCUCCCCGGGGCCUUACAGAGUGAAAUUCCUUGCCAUGGACUCCACUGGAGCCAAGGCAGAGACAAGGUGGUCUGGUCCCAUUACUCUGAACAAAGCUCAAGCUUGGAAAACAGUCGACACGUGGCCCGGACGCCGCAGCGGAGACAUGAUUGUCAUCACCGUCAUCCUCUCUGUCCUCUGCGGGGUUGUCACCACUGGCUUCCUGUGCACCGUCUGCUAUGAAUGCCUCAAGGUUUGGCAGAACGGCCCACAGCAGAACACAGAGGAGCAGCGUCAGGAGUCCUUCCACCCGAGUCGCUAUGACACCCAUCACAUCCUCCCUGCCCCCCCUUUGCCAUCUCCACCUCCAGCGGACAUGCCCAGUCCUCCACUUGUCACUCCUCCUUCUUAGAGUCUUGCCUGCACAGACAGUUGCAUCCCCCUCUUUGGCUUUCCCAGUAGUUUUGCUCAACAACCAUAUCCAAGACCGCCCACCCGCCCCUGCUACAUUACAGCCCAGCCCUAUCUUAUACCCUUUUCUUGUUUAAAAUCCAAAAACAAAGUUUGUAUGUCCAGAAAAUACCAGGGAGCAGAAAGGGAGCCAUUUGCACUGACCUAUUCAGGGUUACAAAGGGAAGAUUGAAACCAGCUGCAUUAAAAGAUGAAGAAGAGGUUGGAUUUAUACCCCACCUUUCUUUCCUGUAAGGAGACCCAAAGUGGCUUACGAGCUUCUUUCCCUUCAUCUCCCCACAACAGAUACCUUGUGAGAUAGCUGGGGUGGAGAGAGUGCUGAGGGAACAGUGACUAGUAGCCCAAGGUCACCCAGCAGGAAUGUAGGAGUACACAAAUACAUCUGGUUCACAAGAUAAGCCUCAGCCGCUCAGGUGGAGGAGUGGGGAAUCAAACCCAGUUCUCCAGAUUAGAAUCCACCUGCUCUUAACCACUUCACCAUGCUGGAAACUAUGGCACAGCUCUGCCCCACCCAUACUUCUUUGUCUGCUUGGCUGUUCUAGGACCCUUCCAAAUAUCUCCCCAACUUCUGAUUCCCCACUCCAUCCUAUUUCUUUGCCUGUCCGUUUAGGCAAAUCCUGCUUUGGAAUUCAUACUCUGGUUUUUGUCCUCUCCAUUGUUUCAGAGACAAGAAUUGGGACCUGUCAGACCUCGGCUUUCCCAGCUGUCUCACAUGUUAUUCUACUGGGUGACAUCCAGGCCUCCCCUAACCAUGUUAAUAAACAGUUGAUAGUGGUC